GCUGCAUGUACCCUGGGACCCUCUAAUUCCUUAGAAUAUAUACUAGAUACAAAAGUUCUCUGUUCCUAUUUUGUCCUCGUUUUUCUUUUGCCCCUAGACAAGAACCCCCCUCGGUGGCGUGCCCUGUAAGAGCAGACGGAUCUAGACCCUGACUUCUUCUUCUUCUCUUCACGCCCACCCCUCCUCCUUUACAUUGAGCCAAUCUCACCUCCCGUGUUGUCUAUCGUCAAAUACGGCCGUCUUGUUUAGGAACGCUUGCGCGAAUAUCGGAUAUGUGGCGAGUUCCCAUUAACUUCGUCACCCUUCACUAUGCAUACAUCAUCUUCAUGAGCCUGCUGGCCAUUGUGGUCCUCUAUCCUAGAGGGAACAUGUCUGCUAUCGACGCUUACUUUUUUGGAGCAAGCGCCUCGACUGAAUCGGGACUCAAUACUAUCGAUAUCAAGUCGUUUGACUUGUACCAGCAGCUCUACAUCUACUUCAUCCCGAUUUUGACAAACUUGGCCUUUGUCAACCUUAUAGUUGUCGUAGUACGACUAUUUUGGUUUAAGAAACAUCUGUCCAAUGUCGCGCCCCAGUUGCUCGGGCGGGAUGAAGAUACCACUCGUGAUAUCGAGGGUGGCAAGAGCUACGCGGUUUCGACUAGUGCCAAUACUGUUGUAGAUGCUCGCGCGCCAGAAGAGCCAAAUGUUCGUACGAAUGCCAUUGCUGGUGAGGCCAUCUCGAGGUCAGAGACGAGGUCUAGUGAGGCGCGAGGCGAAGCUGCUGAACCCCAGCGCGCAAUCACAUUUGAUGCGACAGCCGAAAAGGAUAAUCAUCCCAAAAUGGACGCCGCGCUUUACAUCCCAGGCCCGCGCGAGCGUGAUAAUGGCCAUCCACUGGUUGAGCUCGACAAAGAAUAUGCCGAGAGCCAAGACGACCUGUCCAUUAGAGAGGCCCCUGCUCCGGGGCCCUCGUCCAAAUCUGGCCUUCGCCGCCGCGUAGAUGCCCCGAGCCUAUCUGAAGCACGCUCUCUUGAGCGAGUGGCUAAUGUGGCCACCUCCAUGUUUGUUAUUGGCUCUGAGCCCAGUCGUCUGCAGCGUAGGCCCUCAGCGCAGUCUCAGCAGCCAGAGCUAAACGACAGGCCUUUCCUCUCCAGCCAGGCUACUCUCGGCCGCAACUCACAGUUCCACAACCUGACGUCUGCAGAUCGUGCCGCUCUUGGCGGUAUUGAGUACCGUGCGCUCAAGUUGCUUCUAAAGAUUGCAUCCGGCUAUUUUGUCGGUCUUCACAUUUUUGGUGCCAUUUCCCUGGUUGGCUGGAUCCAGUAUGCAAACCCAAAGUAUAGGGAAUAUCUUGCGGAAUGCGGACAAGACAAGAAUUGGUGGGCUUUUUACUCGUCCCAAACCAUGAUCAGCAACUUGGGCUUCACCCUGACCCCGGAUUCGAUGAUUUCGUUUCGAGACGCGGAAUGGCCCAUGUUUGUCAUGUCGUUUUUGGCUUUUGCAGGAAACACGCUCUACCCCGUGUUUUUACGUCUCGUCAUCUGGAUCAUGUAUAAGCUGUACCCCAAAUCGGCCUCCACCCGUGAAUCCCUCGCCUUCUUACUCGAUCAUCCUCGUCGAUGCUAUACCUUGCUGUUCCCCUCUGGCACCACAUGGGCUCUGUUCGGUAUCAUCUUUGCGCUCAACUUUAUCGACACUCUCCUCAUCAUUGUUUUGGACUUGGAUAAUCCGGAAGUCAAUGCUCUGCCGAUAGGCCCACGGAUCCUGGCGGCCAUUUUCCAAGCAGCCUCGUCACGCCAUACUGGAACUGCUACCUUCAACCUGGCCAACGUCAACCCAGCCGUCCAGUUCAGUCUGUUGGUUAUGAUGUACAUUGCCGUGUUUCCUGUGGCUGUUGCCUUGCGAGCGUCCAACACGUAUGAGGAAAAGUCUCUGGGAGUGUACGAGCGCGAAGGUGAUCCAAACGAGAACAACGGUAGCUCAUACCUGUUGACUCACAUGCAGAAUCAGCUGAGUUUUGACCUGUGGUAUAUAUUCCUGGGCAUUUUUUGCAUUCUCGUGUCGGAGUCUAAGCGGGUUAUGGAUCCCGAGGAGCCGGUAAGUUGUCAUCAACGCUGUAGUAUAGGCGCCCACUAACGGCUGCAGGCGUUUGCCGUUUUCCCCAUCUUCUUCGAAGUCGUUUCCGCAUAUGGCAAUGUUGGUCUAAGCUUGGGCUAUCCCACAGUGACCACGUCGCUGUCUGGCCAAUUCAACACGUUCAGCAAGGUUGUCAUCUGUGCAAUGAUGAUUCGUGGCCGCCACAGGGGACUACCAUAUCAGCUUGACCGUGCCAUCAUGUUGCCUAGUCAGCGUGGCAUAGAAGAGAUUGAAUGAGGCAUCAAGAAUGGUAUUGUAGAGAAUGGUGACUUUUAUGCAAAUAAACUAUAGAGUAUAGACCUAGACUUGGCGUCGCAAUAUUUGGCAACGCAGUCAAUUCAAAACGUUUUGUGUUUUCGCCUGCUA
Molecule: messenger RNA, 2483 nt
Organism: [Torrubiella] hemipterigena
Lineage: Eukaryota; Fungi; Ascomycota; Sordariomycetes; Hypocreales; Clavicipitaceae
Source: the annotation of a GenBank genome assembly